AAAGUCCAGUCAUCAUUUGUCGUGUUGUGUUUUCAGCAGUAAAGCUGACACAUAUCUUGUUGAACGCCCCCUUUGUCUCCUCCCCUUCACAUUAAUUUUGGAAACGGUGGCAGGUUUUCUUUCACCAUGCACAAACAACCUCCCUUCUCAUCCAUGGAUGGACCUUAAAAAGAGAAAAAGAAGCAGAAUCAAAGCCUUUCUCAGAGGAAGUGACAGUUUGAUGAGAAGAUCAGUUCGUUUCCUUAGUGACGAACCAGCAAAGAAAACUUUAGAACUGAGGUGUGAGAGCAGGUGUGGACAUGGACGAACUUGAUUUGCUGUUGGAGGAGUUGGCCUUGAACGUGACAAGUUCAAACAACGUCCAAGACGGCUCAAAUAAGGACAGAGCUGAUCGAGAUGCUACGGCUUCCGGUGGACAUGCUCUAAAAGAAAGAACAAGCUCUACAAGUGUCUACAGCGAUCUGCCACCUCCUGUGCAGGCUUUCCUUGAUCCUGACUCUCCCACGCAGGAGCUGGAGUCGGUUUUGCAGGAUCUGAUGGGUCUGGCACAAGGGGAUCCAGGACCUUCAACAAUCCCACCGCCAUUAACACAGAAAAAGUCAGUGAAAAAGGAAACAGAGGAUGGUCGUCGGAAGAAAGAGGACACAGGCGGCUCAACAGGUCCCACUGCUAAAGAUACAAUAGAUGAGCUGCUGGGGGGGCUGAGCUCUGAUUUGGAGAAAAUUGGCGUACGCACCAACCCAAAGGGCCACUGUGCAGCCUGCCACAAAUGCAUUGUGGGAAAGAUGAUCACAGCCCUGGGGGAAGUGUGGCACCCCGAGCACUUUGUGUGUGCGGUUUGUACGCAGGAGCUGAGCACGACAGGAUUCUUUGAGCGUGAUGGAAAACCCUACUGCCACAAAGACUACCACGAGAUGUUUUCCCCGCGCUGCGCCUAUUGCAAGGGCCCCAUCAUGCAGAACAUCCUGACAGCUCUUGACGAGACCUGGCACCCAGACCACUUCUUCUGCACACACUGUGGAGAACUGUUUGGGCCAGAUGGUUUCCUGGAGAAAGAUGGGAAACCAUACUGCAGUAAGGACUUCUACCACCUCUUUGCUCCCAAGUGCUCUGGCUGUGGGGAGCCAGUGAGGGAGGACUACCUGACGGCAGCCAACGGCACCUGGCACUCAGAGUGCUUCGUCUGCGCGGACUGUCUGAAGCCCUUCACCAACGGCUGCUUCAUGGAGCUGGACGGCCGACCCCUCUGCUCGCUGCACUUUUACUCCAGGCAGGGCACUCUGUGCGGCGGCUGCGGCGAGCCCGUCAUUGGCCGCUGCAUCUCCGCGCUAGAUCGCAAGUUUCACCCCGAGCAUUUUGUGUGCGCCUUCUGCCUGCGGCAGCUCAGCCAGGGCAUCUUCAGGGAGCAGAAAGGAAAGCCGUACUGCUCCUCCUGCUUUGGGAAGCUCUUUGUGUGAGAUCAUGUAACAGAUUAGCCAACCUUCAGACAGUCAGAGAUGGGAAUGUGUGGAUGUGGCUGAUGAGCUUCAGUGAGUCUGGAAUGCUGUAUUUGUGUUUUGUAUAAAACUGUUUGGAGGUGCCCAAAAUAGGGAUGUAGGUUGAGAUACUUUUGACAAUAAAAACGUAUCAAAGUCUAAA
This is a messenger RNA of Oryzias latipes (Japanese medaka), 1638 nucleotides long. It is a transcript of the gene lpxn, whose product is annotated as leupaxin. The record is from RefSeq and is a predicted model, not a curated record. Lineage: Eukaryota; Metazoa; Chordata; Actinopteri; Beloniformes; Adrianichthyidae. Gene Ontology annotation, cellular component: Z disc; filamentous actin; adherens junction. Gene Ontology annotation, molecular function: actin binding; muscle alpha-actinin binding. Gene Ontology annotation, biological process: actin cytoskeleton organization; muscle structure development; heart development.